This is a messenger RNA of Chelonia mydas (Green sea turtle), 2610 nucleotides long. It is a transcript of the gene SNCA, whose product is annotated as synuclein alpha. The record is from RefSeq and is a predicted model, not a curated record. Gene Ontology annotation, biological process: regulation of dopamine secretion; chemical synaptic transmission; synapse organization. Gene Ontology annotation, cellular component: neuronal cell body; axon terminus; cytoplasm. Gene Ontology annotation, molecular function: cuprous ion binding. NCBI's taxonomy places the organism in Eukaryota, Metazoa, Chordata, Testudines, Cheloniidae. The transcript has 6 exons. The coding region runs from base 462 to 893 and encodes 143 amino acids.
UGCGGGUGCUGAAGCCAUAGCGCUGUCCCUCUCCUCUCGCCCCACUUCAGGCUAAGGAGGGGUUGGUGGGCGGGAGUGGAUCUGGAGAAGAUUUCCUGCCCCCAAGGAUGGGAGUGUGGGGCCGGCUCUCUCCUCCCCCUGGCAAAUCAGCCCGAGAGGGUGGGGAAGGAGGGAGAGGGGCUUGCUUCGCACGCUGAAAGUGGAUGAACAUCCCUCCCCCGCUCUCCUCCUCCCCUUCUUUUCCUCGCUCUCCGCCUGUGGAGCUGGGACCUGGGUGCGUUGGAUGCCGGACUCCCUCUCCGCCUCUCCUGCGCCUGCUUUGUCGGGGAUGUACUGAACAGGGGGGCCUCUGCCCCGGGGACUCUCCGCUGUGCACCCCUCGCCUCCCUGUGGGGCCGGUUUUAACGCGUUUGCAGAUUGAGGACCGCGGCCGGCGUGCUGUGUAAAGAAAAUCUUUAGCCAUGGAUGUAUUCAUGAAAGGGCUUUCCAAGGCUAAAGAGGGAGUUGUGGCAGCAGCAGAAAAAACCAAACAGGGUGUGGCAGAAGCAGCAGGAAAGACGAAAGAGGGCGUUCUCUAUGUAGGUUCCAGGACCAGGGAUGGAGUUGUUCAUGGUGUCACAACAGUGGCUGAGAAAACCAAAGAACAAGUGUCUAACGUUGGGGGAGCUGUGGUGACGGGAGUGACGGCAGUAGCGCAGAAGACAGUGGAAGGAGCAGGCACGAUUGCUGCAGCCACUGGCUUAGUCAAGAAGGAUCAGCUGGCCAAACAGAAUGAAGAAGGAAUCUCGCAGGAAGGAAUGAUGGAUAAUACAGAUAUGCCAGUGGACCCAGAUAAUGAGGCUUAUGAAAUGCCUCCUGAGGAAGAGUAUCAAGAUUAUGAACCUGAAGCAUGAAAAUCUCUUCCCUCUUUCUAUCUUCUGAAAUCUACUAACAAAGACGUCCUGUCCUGUACAAGUGCUGAGUUCCAAUGUGCCCAGUUGUACAUUUUUUUUUUAUUAUUUGUAUUACAGUUUUUAACAGUGUAUUUUGAAGUCUUCUAUCAGCAAUGAUUCAAGUGUCUGGGUCUGCACCCAGCUUUCAUUUCAGUGAUUCCCUCCCACUGAAAUGAAACAACGGGGUGGCAGGGCCAUUGUCGUGCUGUGGAUAUUGUGGCUUCAAGUUUUAAAAGUAUAAAAAAAACAUUAAAAAACCACCUAAGUGUCUAUUACUUAUUUCUAAAGCUAUACAUGUUUUCUUGCUAGGUUGUCAGUAACUUGGUAUUGUUUCUGAUACAAGGAUUUUUUUUGUUUCAUAUUAUUGCUCUGUCUCGGGGUUAACUUAUUGUGAGAAUUGUUUAUACAUAUUAUAUAUAUAUAAAGUAAUUGAGCAUGAACUAUGCACCUAUAAAUAUUAACAACAUUUUUAUUGUUUUGUGAUGUGUUUUAUUAAUGUAUGUCUGUAAAUAACGGUGUUCAACUGCAGCAAAUAAAAUGUAAUUCACUAAAAAAUGAACUUUCAUAUUGGUGGUGAUUUACAGCACACUCUUUCCUUUCUAAGAGUAUAUGUUAAAUAAUUCAGGAUAAGUAUCUCAUUGUGAAGGAGUUGCAGCGAAAAAAAAAUUACACUCGGAGCAGUAUAAAAGAUGGGAGGAUGAAUUAUACACCAGCUGAAGAUAUGGCCCUCUAUGUUUGUGGGUGUGGUUUAUUCAAUAAAAGUUUACAAAAUAGAUGUUUUGACAGUGACAAUAAAUUUUCAGUCAUAAAGAAUCAAGAAACAAAAGAGGUCGUCAACAAUGAAAUGCAGCAGUUUAUCAGGAAAUUGUAAGAACCUAUGAAGAAUCAUCAUCUCGAGGUAGUUAAAAUACCAAGAUAUGGAGAAACCAGCUGAGUGAUGGAUUGGUUGCACUGUAUUUGUGUCAGGUAAAAUUUGACUAUAAUUUGUUUUCCCAAAAAUAGACCCAUUGUGUGGUUACUGUUUUACAGCACUGAAUUUUAGUUCUUUAUUAAAGCUGAGUAUCUCUCUAUUCACUGUGCUGACUGGAUACACUUCUCUGGAGUGGGAUAUGUAGAUAUAAAGAGACAAUUCAAUUCUUUCCCUUGUUAUUCAGGCUACUCUUUUAUCCUUGGAUUCAAGUUUUACCUCUAACCUGCAUGACAGUACAUUUUAAUCUAAAUUUUUAUGAUGCAUAUUGUCACAAGUAGGAUUUGUACCUUUCCUCAGACCCUCUCUUUUCAAUAAAACCUUGCUCGUAUAUAAUGCUUUUCAUGUGUAGAUCUUAAUGCAGGUAAAUAUCAUUAUCCCCAUUUUGCAGAUGAGGAGACAGGCAUAGAGAGGUGAUGUGACUUGACCAAGGUCACAGAGUAGGUCAGUAGCAGAGUUAAAAAUAGAACCCAAGUCUCCUGAGUCCUGAUCCAGUGUCCUAUCUGCCAGGCAACACUGAUCAUUUCUCUGGCAUUGGCAUGCCCAGAAUUGAACGUAAAAUUCCUGGCAUGGUCUCACUAGAAUUGUGUGCAGGGAGACUUGAUGUGAGGUCUCUGCAGUCAAAAAAAAAAAAAAAAAACCCCAACAAAAAAAAAAACAACACGGGCAUUUUGGUUUCAUUUUGCAUUGCAACCUCACAUUUAAUUUCCU